Molecule: messenger RNA, 1641 nt
Organism: Drosophila erecta
Lineage: Eukaryota; Metazoa; Arthropoda; Insecta; Diptera; Drosophilidae
Product: nucleolar protein 12
Exons: 3
Coding region: 87-1454 (455 amino acids)
Molecular function (GO): RNA binding
Source: RefSeq, a predicted model, not a curated record
AUUUGAGGGUGCAUGAGCGGGCACACUUUUUGGUCACACGUGUAGAAAAACAUAUUAUUGGUGAGGGAGGAACUAUUUGCGUGAAAAUGAAAACACCAAAAGCCAAAAAAUCAGAAAAAGCUGAGUUAAAACCGAUUAAAAAAGAGCUCGGCGUUGUGGAGGAUGGUAAGGUAACCAAGAAAACAAAAGUAAAGCCCAAAAAGAAGACACUUAAAGUGCCAAAAGGGGAAGUAAAGGGCGCUGUACAGGGCAAUCCCAAAAUAUUGACCGCGAAAGACUUGGCCAAGAUCGAAAAAAAGAAGGCCAAGAAGCAGGCACAGAAGCUGAAGAAGCAGCAGAAUAAACUGGACCCCAAGGAGGUCAAGAAGGAACCAGAAGCGCCGGUUAAAGUUGAAGGUAAUAGGAAUAAACUGGACCCCAAGGAGGUCAAGAAGGAACCAGAAGUGCCGGUUAAAGUUGAAGGUAAGGCCAUCAAAAAGGAAAAGCUAGAGGACAAACCAACGAUUGUCCCAAAGGCAAAAGCAAAAGGAAAAGUGACCAAGAAAGCCAAAGCCAAUAAUAAGAAUGAAGAAGGAGUUAAGCGGGAACGCAAUCCCGCAGACGAGGCGUCCACCGUUUUCGUAGGCAAUCUGCCCAUUAACACCAAACGCGUCCAGCUAGUGAAAUUGUUCCAGCCCUACGGGUUGGUUCAAUCCAUCCGGCUGCGCACCGCCGGUGGCAAGCAGCUUUUUAAGCACAAACAGCGCAAGGGAGCCGGCUCCCUAAACGCCUACGUGGUGCUCCAGAACCCCGAUAUUGCCAAGCAAGCGCUGGCUAUGAAUGGCACCGAGUUCAAGGAAAAUCACCUGCGAGUUACUCCCGCGGCCAAGGCGGAAGGUUUUGGCCAAGGAAAGGAUGAACAGCCCAAUGACAAGGAUGCCAAGCGAACCAUUUUCGUGGGCAGCCUAAAAUACUCGGCCAACGAGGAGCAGUUGCGCGAGAUCUUCUCCAGCUGCGGCGAGAUAGACUACAUACGCUGCCUGCAGGAUGGCGACAAGGGCUGCAAAGGGGUAGCAUACGUCUGUUUCCAAAAGCCCGAUGCUGUGGGAUUAGCGCUUGAACUGAAUCAGACGCUUCUGGACGAUAGGCCUAUUAACGUGGAGCGCUAUCAAGUCAAAAAACUGGGUGCCAAACAAGUACGCGACGCUGGUGCUGCCUCCGCUGCGUCUAAAACGUCGUCAAAGACCAAAGCUAAGAACCAGAACUCGGCAGGCGCAAAAAAACGGCUAGACAAGAAGAAGGGAAAGGAGAAUGGUACUACGAAAAAAGAAGGAGCAGCUACUGGUCAAAGGAAGAAGUCAGAGUACCGGGGGGUCAAGGUCGACGGCAUCAAGAAGGCCAAGAAGCCUAAAAAGAAGAGCAACGACCAACAAACAGCUCUUGCCAAAAAAAUAGCACCCAAACAAAAGAGUUAAAAUACAUUUAAACUAGGCAUAAGUUUUUGAAUAAGUUGCAAUACAAUCCAAUGAGAUUCAUUCGACUUUCUUUUACGAAGUUGACCACCGGAUCAGUUUUUGUACAGGACACUAGUUUGAUUAUGUUGACUAAGUAAUUGUUGAAAGACUAAUCAAAGGACAACUUAAAAAUAUAAUGCGAAAUUUU